CUAAUAAUGUACCGCAUUACGAGUCAAUACUUUUCUCUGAUUGCAGUAUAAGAGAUUAUUUCCAGACACUUAACAAGGGAUUUGGUGCUUGUCUAUUCAAUAUGCCUACGCUGAGAAAAGCUGUUUGCGGAAAUGGUAUAGUGGAGGAAUCAGAAGAAUGCGACUGUGGAACUAUGGAGGAAUGUAUGAAAUUGGAUCCUUGCUGUGAUCCGGCAACGUGCAAAUUAAUUAUGCAUGCGGAAUGUUCUGUGGGUCCUUGCUGCAAAAAUUGUAAACUCCUUUCCCCAGAUCAUUUAUGUCGAUCAUCUAGAGGUGAAUGUGAUAUUCCCGAAUUUUGCGAUGGUAAAAUAGGACAGUGCCCAGAAGAUUUGUUUAAAAGAAAUGGAGCUGUCUGCUCUUCCGGACUUGGAUAUUGUUUUGAAGGAUUAUGUCCUGUUUUAAGAAACCAGUGUCAAGACAUCUGGGGUGGAGAUUCUAAGUUUGCGAGUCGAUCUUGUUUCGAACGUCUCAACAUUUUGGGAACACCGAACGGUAACUGUGGGUUCGACGACAAAAGUGAAAUUCAAAAAUGUGCUAUAGAGAAUGUCUAUUGUGGGGCUCUACAAUGCAGCGAAGGUGAAAAGGCUCCAGUAUCUAGCGAAACUCUACCAAUCAACUUUGUAGUGUAUAAAAUGAAUGCUGAUGGAGCAAUUCAUGAAUGCAAAGCUUUGACACUCUCAUUGUUUGAUAAGAAGCAUGGGAUAAUAAAAGAAGGCACAAAAUGUGGAUAUAAAAAACUUUGCUUGAAUCACACUUGCACAAAAAUCAGAGACAUUGUACAUGGCAAAUGCCCUCAUGAAGACAUACAGAAUACAUGUUCAAGUCAUGGAGUUUGCACCAAUAAAAACACUUGUGUUUGUGAAGAGGGUUGGAAAGGGGAUGAUUGUGGCAUUGUUGAUGAGGAAUGGAAACUUGGAAAAGGAAGUGCUGGUUAUCAUGAUUCAUCAGAAGAUUCCAACAUCAGUCCACAUUUAGGAAACACAGAGUUGAAACUUAGUCCAAAACUGGCCUUUACUGUCCUGGUCUCCUCUGUGAUUGUAGGUUUGACGCUGGUGAUAAUUGUUCUGUUAUUCCUUUUUUACAGAAAUCCAGAGCCUCCAAAGAAGGUUAAAAAGUCAGAGCGUGGAAAAAGAGGCCAUUAAACAAGCCAAACAACAAAAUGGCUCAAUUCACAAAAAUGUCAUAUUUUUUUAUAUCACUUUAUAUAUUUAUAGAAAAUAAAGUUUUACAUAAUUUUUUUUAACUUA
Parasteatoda tepidariorum (common house spider) is the source of this 1286-nucleotide messenger RNA. The record is from RefSeq and is a predicted model, not a curated record. NCBI's taxonomy places the organism in Eukaryota, Metazoa, Arthropoda, Arachnida, Araneae, Theridiidae.